Messenger RNA from Aaosphaeria arxii CBS 175.79, 1290 nucleotides. RefSeq lists its product as uncharacterized. NCBI's taxonomy places the organism in Eukaryota, Fungi, Ascomycota, Dothideomycetes, Pleosporales. The transcript is spliced from 3 exons. The coding region runs from base 361 to 1212 and encodes 283 amino acids. The record is from RefSeq and is a predicted model, not a curated record.
CUCGUAAGUUCCAGAAUUCUAGAAUCGAGAUCCGGCCAUCCCUGUCGAAUCCAGGGUUCCCGUGGGUCCUGUGAAUGUGGCUCCAGCCAAUCCCUAAUCCCUCCCAUGUGUUACCCAGACCCAAAACAGGAUCUUGUCGAGGUUCUUGUGGCACAUCCGAGUGUGCAAAUCUUCCAUCACUCAUACAUGCAAUCGUAACAUCCAUCCAAUCUUCACGCCUUGCCGACUUACACCACAUCCACCCCAUAUUCCACGUCCAUCUCGCCAUUCCAUAGGAAAUACCAGCAACCAGCACCUCAUUGAGGUCAAAUCUUCUACCGAGAAAGAGGAGAGUCUUUGAUAGAGGCGUAAAUAGAAGCAAUGGCAGGAUUCAUCCAGAACAUCCUCUGGAACAGCGUGGAGGGCUUCGUCGAGGCCGGGACCCGCACCGCAGGAGGAUACGCAGGUAACGCGUUGAUCAAGGCCGGCGACUUGAUCGAGAACUCAGGUCGUAGCAUUGGCACUGGUAUCGAACGCAAAGCAUCGAACUACGGCACAGCGAUUACAGGCCAGACGUACGAACCAUCCGGCAAGGCACUCCCAUCCACAGCCCGCAAGCCCGCGCUCAAACGCUCGCACUCGAGUCCAGCAGCAUCAGCAUCAACCACAAAGACCAAGGCCAUCGCGGGCCCGACCAGCAAGACGCCCAUAGGCGCGAAGAAGGCACCCCCAGCGCCAACGAAACAAGUAGCAGCCGUGAAGCAGAUCGCCAACGGGCCCGCAGCAGGAGCAGGAGCAGGAGCAGGAGCAGGAACAGGAGCAAGUGCAGCAAAGAAAAAGAAGAACGCACUGCCGAAACCGUUUCCAGAGAACCAGCCCUACGGCACCAAGGCGAAGCCCCAAGCAGGGACGUCGAAGCAGCCGCUGAACAACGUUAAAGCCGCUGCUGCCGACACGAAACAAUCCAACUCGUUGCCUAAGCCAUACGGGGGCACCGCGUAUCCCACGGAGAAGAAGACGGCAGUGAAACCGGGCCAGUCGAAGCCGUUCGUGCCUCCUAAGGAGACGAACGCCGUCAAGAACGACAAGAAGCAGCCAUAUCCGGGGACCAGGACGUUGCCAGGCCAGGCGAGCAAGACGCCCGUAAGGCCGUCUCCAGCGAAGGCGUUCGAAGGGGUCAAGGGCUUGGGUGGGCAGGACUCGAAGGGCAGGUUCCAGCAUAUCGCUGUUUAGAGGGUCGUUCUGAUGAAUUCCCUCUUGUCUUCGAGGGUUUUUGUUAGUAAAUUAAAUCCCAAUACUCCACAAAGGGAC